AUGGAGCGCGUGCCCGGAUCUCUUGGCGACGCGGGGUUUCACCGUGAGUCCCAAGAUGAUGCGCAUAGGCACCCUAAUCUCGAGGAGAAGCCUCUACCCCCUCCACAGAUCCUCCCGAGGACCCCCGCGGGUCGUGCUGCAAAGCAGGACCCGCCGGACGAGCGCCCAGCAGCGAGAGCUGCCGGAUCCUCGACCAAAAACCCCGCGCAGAACCAAGGAGCCACGUCUAAGAAGAAGACACGAGCAGCGCGGGAGAAACUAAGGGCUCCAGAUGCGGAGCCAGAAGAUCUAAUCAUGACCAAGGCAACAUGGACGCAGUCCAAGCUGGAGGUAGCCUAUCGGCGGAUCGUGCUGCAAGCCUUCCUACGGGACCACCCCGUGAUGCAGAUCCUGCAGCAACUGUUAACCGAAGGGCUCACUGGACCGGGGCAGGCCCCGUCCCUGACGAUGAACAAGCUGGAGGCCGCCACAGACCUGCUGCGCUUGGCGCAGGAAGCGGGUCUUGCCGUCUGCGCCUUCGCGGCGACGGAUCUCUUCAGCUUGGAGCUGGAUACGAUCCGGCUUGCAGCAGCCGCGCUGUUCAAUAAGCUGAAGCCAAUCGUCGGUGAGAAAGAAGCAGAGGAACAUACUCCGACGAACUGCGUGAAAGAGAGCCAACCUCCGACGCCGGGGUAUCAUACGGGAUCUUCUACCUAUGAGUCAGCCACGUCGGAGGUGGAAUCGAAUAGCUCAACCGAACCGAAGCGCAUGCCGCUGAUUCCAGCAGGCAUUGAGCUGCUACGGAAUCGAUCUGCAGCCAGACCAGCUCAGGUCCCGACACGCCCAACGACUCGGUCGCCCGAGGUAGACCCUCCGCACGAGUCGACGAGCGCAUUGGAGUGA
Molecule: messenger RNA, 882 nt
Organism: Phytophthora sojae
Lineage: Eukaryota; Oomycota; Peronosporomycetes; Peronosporales; Peronosporaceae
Exons: 2
Coding region: 1-882 (293 amino acids)
Source: RefSeq, a predicted model, not a curated record